This is a messenger RNA of Branchiostoma floridae (Florida lancelet), 1614 nucleotides long. RefSeq names its product transmembrane emp24 domain-containing protein 7-like. Bases 86 to 724 code for a protein of 212 amino acids. Gene Ontology annotation, cellular component: Golgi apparatus; COPII-coated ER to Golgi transport vesicle; endoplasmic reticulum-Golgi intermediate compartment. The record is from RefSeq and is a predicted model, not a curated record. Gene Ontology annotation, biological process: Golgi organization; endoplasmic reticulum to Golgi vesicle-mediated transport; intracellular protein transport. The transcript is spliced from 4 exons. Lineage: Eukaryota; Metazoa; Chordata; Leptocardii; Amphioxiformes; Branchiostomatidae.
AAGCUUUCUGACGAGCAGGUUGUAUUUCGUUUCUCUAUACAAGAAUUUAUUAUAGACGUGAACGCUAUUAAGGUGACGUUGUAGGAUGGAUUCAGUAUCGAUGAUUGUCCUGUAUUCGGUCCCUGUUAUUGCGGCCAUGAUGAGUUCGGCACACGGCGCGACACUUACCUUCGAGUUGGCAGAUCGAGAGGAAAUGUGCUUCUCAGAAAACAUCACCAAACCCAUCAAACAUAACGUGGAGUACAAGGUCGUUCGGGGCGGUAACCUUGACGUCGACAUGAAGGUGUUAUCGCCCAAUGGCAAAAUGAUGUACAUGGGGCAGAAGAAAAAAUGGGACAAAUUCCGCAUAGAGACGUCACGUGGACAGUUCAACUUCUGCUUUAGCAACGAGUUCUCCACCAUUUCACACAAGGUCAUCUACUUCCACCUGUCUCCGGACUAUCCCGAGACCCUGUCGGCAAAGAUCGGCGUAAAACACCAAGCCGUGCCGACGCUUACCGAAGUGCUGUGUGAAAACAUCAACAGGAAAAUAGAGAGCGUCGUAAAUCUACAAAGGGAUUACCGUCUAAAAGAGGCCAUUGGAAGAGGGAACGCGGAGCAGUUGGGCGUCGGUGUGCUGUGGUGGUCUAUAUUCCAGACUGGGAUCAUACUUGUCACUGGGAUGGGGCAAGUGGUCAUCCUGAAAACAUUCUUCACGGACAGAACACCCACAAGGAAACCCUGACGUUAUUUAGAAUACUACUGAAUAAGUAUUGUAAAUCUUACAUAUGAAAGGUUUUUAAUCUUUAGUUUGGCAAUUGAUCACGUACCGUCUACCUAAAGAUAUUUAUGUAUCUAAACUUAUGUGAAACUUUAGGAUUCUUUAUUCAUUGGAUUUCAUAGUUGCAAUGUAUAGCAUUCUUUCAGCAGAAUGCCUUUUAUUUGCUAUCAAUGUAACUCUUGAAUAGAAUGUUUUAAAGCUUUGAACUUGUCUAUCUUAGGUUCCACAGAAAACACAGCAAAUCCAAGCUCAUAAGCUAGUUUAUUGCAAAGCAGAGGCGAAACAACUUCUAUAUGACAUUACUGUAUCCAAAUAUAAUCCACGGUGUGUUCUGAAAUUUGAUUAACAAUUACAUCACAAAAACACAAGAACAAAAUAGACAUUUCUUAAUUUUGUGAAGAAUGUGCUUAGGCCUCGAAAAGAAGUUGUGUUUCCGAUUAAGGGUAGGCAGGAACGAAUUCUCUCUUUCCUUUGUAGAUCUCGGCCAUCUACAUAAACUAGGUGCCCAUAUAAACCUUGGAAUGAUAGAUCUGUUUGUAUCACUUUUCAAUUACGGGAAACAGACAUGAGAGCUUGUUAGAAAACUCUACAAUGUUUUCAUAACUCACGUGUCAGACUUCUUUUGCCCGCAAACUACCCCCCAAAAGAGCUAGGCUUGAAACAUUUUGUUAGAGUUGGUUGAGUAACUGGAAACACAACAAUUCUUUUCACCUAUGCCUCAAUAAUUCAGGGCUAUCAACAUACAUAAUGAUUAUUGUAAAUAGUGUGAACGCUAACACACUGAAGAAGUAGAUGUUCGUCAUUAUGAGUCACUAAUAAUGACUUGCAAAAUAUGAUUAUAAGAUUGAUGUGUA